AUGUGCGAUUCAGACUCUGGAGAAAGUACUUCCUCCAUCUCUUCGCUGGCACCGAGCACAUCGUCCACCUCCUCAUCGGGACUGAGCGAGUUCGUGGACGCCAAAACAGAGCUGCAGGAGAUCUACCAGGACUUGGGUAACUACAUAAGGAAUAUGCAAGUUACUGUAGUGGGUGGUGGUCUCGAGACUGAGGAGCAGCUCCAGGGCCACCUCGACAAGGUUAGGGCUAUUGAGAAGGUUCUGGCCAGGGACAGGAUGAAGGUGGCCUUCUUCGGGAGGACCUCCAAUGGCAAGAGUGCCGUCAUCAAUGCCAUGUUGCACGAACGGAUCCUGCCCAGCGCCAUGGGCCACACCACCAGCUGCUUCUGCCAGGUGCAGGCCAGUGACGAUACCGGGCACGUGAGGAUCGAGAAGGAGGACCAGCAGUUGGAGCUUAGUUCGCUGAACGACCUGGCCAGCGCCCACUCCCCCAGGGCCCUGAAGCCAAAGACCCUGCUGCACGUAAAUAUGCCACGGAGCCGCUGCUCGCUAUUGGACUACGAUGUCGUGCUGAUGGACACUCCAGGAGUGGACGUCACAGCCCAGUUGGACGACUGCCUGGAUCGGUACUGCCUGGACGCGGAUGUCUUCAUCCUGGUGCUCAAUGCCGAGUCCACGGUUUCCCGCGUGGAGCGGCAGUUCUUCAAGGAGGUGGCCUCCAGACUCUCCCGGCCGAAUCUCUUCAUCCUAAAUAAUCGCUGGGACGUGGCCAGCAGCCAGGAGCCGGACAUGGAGGAGCAGGUGAAGGACCAGCACGUGGAACGCUGUCUGCAGCUGCUCGUGGAGGAUUUGGGCGUGUACACCGAUGAGGAGUUGGCCCGGAAGAGGAUCUACCACGUCUCUGCCCUAGAGGCACUACAACUGCGAAUGGGCAUGAAGACCGCUCCCAGUCCACAGACCCAGGAGCGCUACCGUGAGUUCCAGCGCUUCGAAACUGAUUUCUCCACAUGCCUGGCCCACUCCGCCCUGCGGACCAAGUUCGAACAGCACUUGUUGAGUGCCCAGGAGAUCCUGCGGGACAUAGAGGUCACCCUCACGAAGCCCUUAAGCGAGAAGGUGCAGCAGGAAAUGAUGCAGUGCGUCGAGGAGAGGAGAAUGCUCCGAGGGGAGAGGGAUCAGAGGGAAAUCCAAAUCUCGUAUCGCCGGGAGCAGCUAGGCUUUCGGGUGGACGAACUGUGCGACGAGUCCUUGGAGCUGGGCCAGCGGGUGCUGAGGGAGCAGAUCAACCUGACCCUGGCCGCGGGUGUGAAGGCCUUCUCCCAGCCCUUCCAUCCCCAGCUGCCCCGACUGCUCACCCACUACCAGCGCUGCCUCAGUGCCCAUCUGGACGCCCUGCUCACCACAAAGAUCGUGGAGCAGAUCUCCCUGCCGCUGCAGCAAAAGAUGUACGACUUGGAGCAGGAGGUGCAAGGAGAAGCCUCGCUGGAGGAGACCCUCACCUGGCAGCUGGUCUACAGCCUGGACUGCCAGUCUCUGAUGAAGGAUUUCCAGCCGGAUCUGCGCUUCCGCUUCUCCUGGGGACUGGCUGCUCUCUGUCAGCGCCUCCAAAGCCAGCUGCCAAUGCCCUCCAACUCGGCCCCGGACCGGAAGCCCUUGAACGGCCACAAGGACGUCCAGCCCACGGUGACUCCAUUGGUUCACAAGAGCCAGCUGGAAAUGGCCCUUGCCUUUCUGAAGUCCGACACCUCUGUGGGAACCAUAGUGCUGGGUGGCCUGGCCGUGCGCUCGCUGGGCUGGCGGACGGUUCUGGUCCUGGGCGGGCUCCUGGGAACCAUUUACCUCUACGAGCUGCUCAGCUGGACGCCCGCAGCCCAGGAGCGCAGCUUCAAGCGCCAGUACUCGCGACAUUUGCAGCAGCACCUGCGGGCCGGCGUCCUCCAGACCGCCAGUGGCUUUGAGCUCCAAAUCCGCCAGCAGCUGGCCAAGAUCCAGAACCGGUGGGCUGUCGAGGCCGCCGAGUCGCGGGCCGAGGUGGACGCCAGGGAGUGGGAGCUGAGUCAACAAAUGGAAACCCUGGAGGAGUUGCAGCUGAAGCUGAAGGAGCUCCGGGGCAGGGGUCAUGUGCUGGCUCUGCGACUGCGGGAGUUUCAAGAGCUCUACUUGCAGAACAGGAAUUGAACCUAAAGGGGGGGACUAUUGUUUUUAUUUUCAGUUGAGUUUUUGGUUAAAUUUUAGGUUCCUUAAUUGGUUUAUUAAAUUUGCAAUUUAGUUUAACAGU
This is a messenger RNA of Drosophila bipectinata, 2257 nucleotides long. RefSeq names its product fuzzy onions (gene fzo). Gene Ontology annotation, molecular function: GTP binding; GTPase activity. Gene Ontology annotation, cellular component: mitochondrial outer membrane. Gene Ontology annotation, biological process: mitochondrial fusion; mitochondrion localization. Lineage: Eukaryota; Metazoa; Arthropoda; Insecta; Diptera; Drosophilidae. The record is from RefSeq and is a predicted model, not a curated record.